Messenger RNA from Pediculus humanus corporis (human body louse), 1053 nucleotides. RefSeq lists its product as uncharacterized. Lineage: Eukaryota; Metazoa; Arthropoda; Insecta; Psocodea; Pediculidae. The transcript is spliced from 4 exons. The record is from RefSeq and is a predicted model, not a curated record. Bases 1 to 1053 code for a protein of 350 amino acids.
AUGGCAUCUACAACAAGCGGAUCUGGUAUAGAAACUUGUGGAAAAUCACCGGCAAAUGGUCCACCGCCACAGACUCCAAUAUUGACGGUCGCGUGCAGAAUGUUAAGAUCACCAAGUCACGAAUCGGUAACAACUGAUUUAUCCCUAUUUUCGGUGUCUUCUUUGGCAUCAGAAACUCCAGGUGGUACCGGAAAUAGAAUGAGGUUGGUUUCGUUUAAAUCUUACAGCGAUGCACAUUUGACGGCAAGGGGGCCGAGUCCAAAUCCGACUCAUAAAGUAUCAAGGCCACCGGAUAUACCUGAAAUAUUAUGGUUCGAAGAAGAAAACGAUUUAAUUAAAAGUUGUGCUGCUUUAGCAACGGCUCUCGGUUUUCAAAAAAGUUUUAGUACUUCUGAUAUUAGUAAUUUGCCCUCACCUGAUGAGACUGCAACACACCCGCCUAGAUGUGCCGUUUCUGAUUUAGCACUAAGUGCUCUUCAAAGGUCGGGAUAUUUUUUAGAUUAUUCGAGAUUAGAUCACGCAUCGAGAUCUUGUUCAACUUGGGUAGCCGUUGGAGAUGUGGCAUCAACAUCUCAACUACCAUCUCCUCAUGGUGGUCACUCCAUGCCUCCAGCACCGACUUCAACUCCUACUCCACCCGUUUUUACAGCCGCUGAUUUAAUUCGAUCGGUUAAUAAAAAAGUACGCCAAAAUUACAUUAAAAGAAGAUUAUUGACAACUUACAAAGCUUUAGAAAGACUUUCAAAAAGCGAAUUUAAUUUAGAUCAACUCGAAAUACAAGCCGGAUCAGAAAUUGAGCAACAGAAUACAAUAAUAACUAGUAAUAAUCAUUUAAAAGUACCUGGAAUACCUUCUGCGACGAAACCGAUAAUAUCACCAGGUUCCGUUAUUAAAGUUGUUAAAGCUGAAAAUCCUAGAAAUAAAAAUUUUCCGGUAACACUUCGUGACGUCGAACGCGAUAGGGGGAAACCUUUGUCGAAAUAUGAAAGAAAUAUGAUGAUUUUCAAUUGGCUACACACUCUUGAUGACACGUCGUACGAGGGAUUACAGUAA